AUGGAGGACCGUAGGUGGAUGUACACUGGUCACCGUAGUAAGAGAGAUGUCAGCCCUGAGUGGAUUAAGAACACCAAUGAAUUCUUGGAACAGGCGUGGGGCGAGAAUGCUAAAGGAGCGGCUAGAAUUUUCUGUCCAUGCAGCAAGUGUGCUAACAGGAAAAGACAAACACAGGAUGUCAUGGGGGAACAUCUCUUCCUUAAUGGAUUUACGCCAAACUAUACCCGGUGGAUCCAUCAUGGUGAAGGCCAUCGUAGGAGAGAGGACGUGGUGAGACCACGUGUCGAGGAUUGUGAUGCUGAGGCUGGUGUAGUGGACAUGUUAGAUGACUAUCAUGAGGCACACGUUGCUGAAGAACUUGUAGAGGAGGAGCCUGAGGGGUCCGCAAAGGCGUUUUAUGAUAUGUUUGCCUCAGCACAGAAACCCCUUCACGGACAUACAAAAGUUUCUCAGCUGGAUGCCAUUGGACGAGUAAUGGCGUUGAAGUCGCGGUACAGCCUGAGCAGAGACACCUUUGAUGGUAUAGUGACAGUUAUUGGCAGCCUGCUUCCAGAGGGUCACAUCCUGCCAAAGAGUAUGUACGAGUCACAGAAACUUCUUCGUGCACUCAAGAUGCCGUAUGACAAGAUACAUGCCUGUUCGAACGGAUGUGUCCUGUUCAGGAAAGAAUACGCGGAAGAAAAGUACUGUCCGAAGUGUAAAUCCUCUAGGUUCUUGGAGGUUGACUCUGGUGAUGGCAACAAGAGGCAGCUUGAUAUCCCCGUGACAAUCCUACGUCACCUGCCGGCCAUACCGAGGAUCCAACGGCUUUACAUGACUGAGGAAUCCGCGAAACAGAUGACAUGGCAUAAGAAAGGGAAAUGA
Messenger RNA from Panicum hallii, 864 nucleotides. RefSeq lists its product as uncharacterized. NCBI's taxonomy places the organism in Eukaryota, Viridiplantae, Streptophyta, Magnoliopsida, Poales, Poaceae. The record is from RefSeq and is a predicted model, not a curated record. The transcript has a single exon. Bases 1 to 864 code for a protein of 287 amino acids.